Messenger RNA from Plectropomus leopardus (leopard coralgrouper), 3223 nucleotides. It is a transcript of the gene msl1b, whose product is annotated as MSL complex subunit 1b. The record is from RefSeq and is a predicted model, not a curated record. Gene Ontology annotation, molecular function: chromatin binding. Gene Ontology annotation, cellular component: MSL complex. NCBI's taxonomy places the organism in Eukaryota, Metazoa, Chordata, Actinopteri, Perciformes, Serranidae.
CGGCGCUUUAAAACAAGUCUUGAGGAGGGAACAUGAAGGCUCCCGCAGGUGGACUUGAAUAACAGUCGAGGAAAGCGGCCGCUGAUGGGAGGUCUCAGUGGUUGAAAUGCACCGCCGAGGCGCUGCAGGAUGAUCGCUCUCUGUGCUCGCCAUGACUCUGAGGUCCACGCUGUUUCCAAAUCCAGGAUUCAAGCAGGACACUGACACCAUCGACUUUGACAAAACGCAUUUUGGAGCCGUGAGACCCAAAAGGGAGUCCUGCAUCGAUGUCCAAAACGCACGCAGGGGAGAGAUCCCGAGCAAAUCCAAGGACUUAGAGCAGAAUUACAUGACAAGUAAAGUUUCCCUCCCGACCACAGUUGCAGAAGCAGUUCAAGGAGAAAAUAAAACUGUGGGGAUAUUGUCCCCUGUCAGACAAAUGGGGGGUGAGGGAACCCCGGUGAAAGGUAAACCCCUCUCUGCUGACAACAUGGAUAACCCUCAGAUGGCUGUGAACAAUAACCCCAAAGAUGCAGGUGCGGAUGACAGUGUGAAGGGGGUCGUCCCCGGAGUCCUCGGCACCGCAUCCAUUGAACUGUCCUCUGAGGGCAAGUGGAGGAACAUCAGGAAGACCCCUGCAAAUCCUCACACACAGGCCAACUGCCUCCGGCAAAUCCUCCUCCUUCAACUGGACCUCAUCGAACAACAGCAACAACAGCUGCAGUCCAAGGACAAGGAGAUAGAUGAGCUCAAAGCAGACAAGGAGACACUGCUUGCGCGGAUUGAGCGCAUGGAGCGUCGCCUGCAGCUCACAAAAAAGGAUCCGCCACGUGACAAGCGUCUUUUCCAGCCCCUGGAGCCAUGGACCCCCGACAAAGAGGACAUGUGGGAUCUGGAUGUAGAGGAGAGUCCACAGCCCAACGCAGCCACUCCGCUCCCUUUUAGUCGGGGUGGCAAAGGUCAAAAGAGGAAAUCCUGCUUUGGAGAUGCAAAAGUCCAGAAAUCCCGGGGCAAAAGCGCCAAGCUCAGCCCCCAGAAGUCUGAGAUUCAGCCCGGCUCUCCCAAUCAAAGAGAGCUGCGCAGUAAAGAAACCCCAGAGAAGACCGUCCCCGUGAGGACAGGGGCAGAAAGGGACAUUAUGCUCCCGUGCAAAGAGGAGCCCGAGCUGAGCUGUCAGAUCGAAGACCUGCCCUUCAUGUCUACUACAGAGAUGUACCUCUGCUGCUGGAACCAACCUCCUCUGUCUCCUCUGCGGGAGACUUCCCCUAAAAAGGAGGAAGAGGUGGCCAGUGAGUGGACUCCUCAUGUAGUACAUGAUAUGCUGAUUGUUUUCCCGUCUUGGAGGGAAAAUCACAUAGAGCCUUUGGAGGAGGACCCCUCCUUUAACCCCCCCGAGCCGCUGGACGACAGCGUGUUUCUGAAACGCCACUUGAAGCUCGAGUUGGAUGAGAAGAGAAGGAAAAGGUGGGACAUCCAGCGAAUCAGAGAGCAGCGCAUGUUUCAGCGUUUACAGCAGCGCAUGAACAGGAAGAAAGUCGUACCGGAGACCGAGCCAGAGCUUUCAUCCUUCUACCCCGACACUGAAGAUGUUGAAACUAUAGUGAUUACUCCCUUCUUGCCCGUGGUUGCAUUUGGCCGGCCGUUGCCUAAACUCUCCCAACAGAACUUCGAGCUGCCUUGGCUGGACGACAGAAGCCGGUGUCGCAUUGAGGUGCCCAAAAAACACACUCCUCACCGGACCUGUCGGAAGUGAAACCCUGUUGUGUGGCGUCCGCGGCGGAGGGACGCCGCUCCACGCCCAGAUUAGAAAAUGCUAUAAUGCUCCCUUGUGGGGGAGAGAAGACAAGUCUCCAGUCGCUAUGUAUAACUGCUGUUUCUUUCAGUCUGAAGUCUCAACGUGUCGCCGCUGACCGGCUGAGAUCGCCGCGACAGUGAAAUUCACACCUCUGAAAGGGAGAUUAAUGCUGCAAGAUUACAGUCCCCGUGUCCGCUGCUGUUUAAGAUUACAGUUUGUAUUCCAAAAAAAAAAGUAUGAACAGUUAUGUGCAUGUUCUGUAACAUGUUUAAAAUACGUUUUGUAGCAGCUGUGCCAUCCAUAAUUGAUUUUAUCUCAGAAAAGCGUCGCUUCUUGUGCAGCCGACAAGAGACUCUAAUCUUGAGCGCGUUGGUCGCCAAAUUUUUGACUAGAGCUCGAGCUCGGGAGCAAUAUUUUAGCCCUGGGUAUCACUCGUUCUCUCUGCCUUAGUGGGAUAAAAAAAAAAAAAGUCAAAAUCUGACUGUAUCGUGCUGUGUGUUGCCUAUAUCGUUGUUCACGCACAACUUAAAAUAAAAUUUUAUCAAUGUUCAGUGUGAUAUCGGGAGGUUUGAGCCACACUCAGCAUGAUUUCAUAUUUAAAAAACUUGCAGCCAGUUUAAUGUAAGAAAAUAACAAAAAGCAACCAAACGAUUGUUCUGUGUUCUUUAUGAAAACAACGGCACGGAAAAUUAGACCGUUGUUAACCCAGGGUUCUGCUCCCUGUUUUGUUUUGGGUUUGUUUUGUUUUUUUAAAUGUGAGUUGCAUGGGCUCUAUUUAGCUGUUUUAAAAAGAAAAACAUGGUAGCAUGGCUUCACCCCAAAAUGGAGAGGAAUCUCCGCUCAUCGGGCUACAAAAACAAUAUCUGAAAGCAUGACUUUUGGCUGCUCCGUUCAGUGAGAGCUGCUGCGCUCAACCUGAUAAUAACAGUCUCGAUCUUUGGUGUUUCCAAUCUUCACAAUACGCUUACAUCCAGUAAAUAUUAGGCGAGUCGUGUGUAUGCAUUUGGUCUCUUGCGGAUGCUGUCUGACACUCAAGGGAACCACUUUAGACGAUAAUAAAUAAGCUUUCUAGCUGUAGUUCUAGCGAUGUUCUCCGGUAUGCUCUUUUAACCUGCUGCCAGAUAAUCUCUCUGAUUUAACCUCAAUCUUUGAUUUCUGACGCUGUUUUCUUCCUCUAUUUUUUUACAUUCGAUGCAAAGGCUUUCUGCAACACUUUCACUUGCCAGGCGUACGUGUAGGCAUAUUUUGGAAAUACAAAGUUGUUUUGUUUUGUUUGUUUUUCUGUACAUAGCUUCCAGAAACAAAUGUACAUAAAACAUGGCUGUUAUUUUUUUAUUAUUUAAUGUCAGACGUGUUGAGUACAUUCAAUAUUGUUCUAUGAUUGUAUGUUGACAAAAUUGACAGUUUUGAAAGUUACAUUUUUUUGGAAUAAAAUUAACAUGUCUACGA